GAAGAAAUUAAGAAAUGUCACAAUUUUUAAAACCAAUACCAACAUCAUCACCACCGAAAUCAAGAAAUACAAUAUCUCCAAAUACAUAAUCAAAAAGUCCACAUUAUAAAGAAUUAUAAUAAGGUUUUUAUUUAAUAAGAGAAUUUUAGGAUCGACAUUGCAAAAGUCAUAAUAGAGUUUAAGAAAUUCUCAUUAUACUAGUAAAUUUGAGAAGAGUAUUGAUAUGGAUAUGAAACAAAGCAAUACAUUUAUUAAUCCAGAAUUUGAGAUUAAAAAGUUAAUGAAUUUAGUAGAAUUGUAAUAACAUGAAAUAAAUAAUUGGAAACGACGUUAUGAAUAAGCAGAAGCUAGAGUAUUAUAUAUAGUUUAAUGAUUUAUAGUGUAUUUCAUCUAGUCAAACAUAAACAAUGUUAGAAUAUGAGAAACAUUUAGAUUAAUUAACUAAAGAAUUAAAAAGUUCGAUAUAAUAAAAUGAUGAACUUAAUAGUAGAUUGAGAGAUAAAGAUAACUAAUUAAUACGAUUGAAUAAAUAACUAGAUAUUUAGAAAUAAUAAUUAAAUGAUUAUUAAUCUGAAUUAAAGUAUCUUUAACAUGAAAAAGUGAACAUGGACAAGGAUGCAUCUAUGCAAUUAUUUCAUAAAGAUUAGAAAUAUAAUUAAAAUCUAUAAGAGAUUUAGUAAGCACAUUUAGAAUAAUUAUAAUUGAUGGAUGAUUAAAUUUAGAAAUUAUAAGAUGAAUUAAUUAGAAGAAAUUAAGCAGUUGAAUUUUAGAAAUAAGAAAUUAUGUAAUUAGAUAAAAUUGUAAAUGAGUUAAAGACAGGAGAAAAGAAUUUAAUUUAAUAGUAAGAAGUUCUUAAAGUAAAGAAUUAGGAUUUAUAAGAUGAAAAGAAAAGAGAAAUUAAUAAAUUAAUUUAGUAAAAUGAAUAAUAAAUUAAAUCUUAAGAAAAAGAAUUUGUAGAUGAAAAGGAGUGUUUAAUUCAUAGAAUUAGUUAACUCCAAUAUGAGAAUAAUAUUUUAAACUAAUAAAUUUAAGAGUAAUAAAGUAAUUAUUUGAAUAAUUUUAGAUUUAAUAUAAGGAUUAUAAGAUGAGAUAUAAUCUUAAGUAGAAUAGAAUUGUAAUUUAUAAGAUUAGAAUCAAUUAAGUACUUAAGAUUUAGAUUAGAAAUAUAGAAAAUCAAUAUCAGAAAUGAAGAUGGAGUAUUAAUAAUAAGUUAAUAAAUUAUUAUAAGAGAUAUAAAAAUUGAAUUAGUAAGUAGAUUAAUAAUAAAAAUAAUUAUAAGAAGAUUAAGAAUAGAAUUAAGAAUUAUAAAUAACUUUAGAGAACAUGAAUUAACAUAAUUAGACUAUAACAUCUUAAUUAAAGUAAGUAUAGAAUAAUUAUGAUUCAUUAUAAUUGGAAUAUGAAAAUGAUAUACAAGAGUAAAAUUAAGAAAUUGAAUAAUUAAAUGAUUAAAUAAAUUAAUUGACUGAAUUAUUGGAAUAGAGAUCAAAUGAGUUUGAUGAAUGUAGAUAAUAGAAGGGUUAAUUGGCUUUAAAAAAUAAUGAAAAUAAUGUAGAUUAUAAAUAUCAAUUUUAGUUAUUAAUAUAAAGAAUGUAGGUGGAGUUGGAAUGUUAAAAAUAAAAAUUAAUUGAAAUAUAGAAAUAGUAAGAGGUAUCUGAAUAAGUAAAGGAAGAAAUAAAGAGAUCUUAGAUUGAAUAAAUGAAGAGAUAAAUGGAAUCAUAAGUUGAAAUUUUGGAAAGUGAGAAUAGAACAUUAAGAUACCAGAUAGAAAUGAAGAGUAGAGAAUGUGAGGAGUGGAAACAAUAGUAUACUAGAAAUUAAUGA
Molecule: messenger RNA, 1824 nt
Organism: Paramecium sonneborni
Lineage: Eukaryota; Ciliophora; Oligohymenophorea; Peniculida; Parameciidae
Source: the annotation of a GenBank genome assembly